AUGCGUGGCUCUGACACACGUGGAAAUGUCAUGCACGCCACCCCCGCUCCCCCCGUGCUGCGCGAGGCGCCCACGGAGUUCGUUUCGGCCCACGCGGGCCUCACCCUGCACCUGCCCUGCACAGCCCAGGCCUGGCCCCCUGCGGCCCUGCACUGGCGUCUGCCUGACGGGACCCACAUGAGACCUGUGCAUGCGCACACGCACCCUCGACUCAGCGACGUCUACGUCCUCCCCAAUGGCACGCUGGUGCUGCGCCGCCUGCAGGCCCCGCGCCAUGCCGGUGAGUACAAGUGUGUGGCCGCCAACGCGCUGAGCAGCGCGAGACGCACUGUGCACGUCGAAGUCACACCCGCGCACGCGCGUCUCCCCCCCAGCAUCCGACCCCGAGGCCCGCUUGCCACGCGUGUGCCCCACGGCGCUGACCUCACGCUGCAUUGCCACGCGCGUGGGGACCCUGCCCCACGCGUGUUCUGGAGGCUGCCAGAUGGGCGCCUGGUGGAUGCUGGGAGCAGCUCUGACAUCCGGGUCCGCGCCUUUCCCAACGGCACGCUCUCCGUGCGUCCGGUGACGUCACGUGACGCGGGGGAGUACGUGUGCGUGGCCCGCAACGCGGCGGGCGACGUGCAUGCACGGCUGCGCGUGGAGUUGGUGGCUGGGCCAGGCGGCUCCUAUCUGCAAACCCGGCUUCCCGUGACCCCUGUGACCCAGGACACCGACCCCAGGGAGGACUGUGCUGCCCACCACCGCCUCCAUGUCCCAUCCGGUGUCCUGGGAGACCCGGAUGUUCGGGUCGCGAGGCCUGAUGGGAGUGGGUCGCACGCAGUGACCUGGCUGACGCCGGCCUUGCAGCCCGUGGCCUUCACGUCCGGCUCGGAGGACGCCCACUUCCGUGUGCUGCCAGAUGGGCGUCUGCGCCUGCGGGGGGCACGGCGGGCCGACGCAGGCACGUACACCUGCGGUCACCGCGCAUCCGGGUCACACCUGACGUCCAUGAUGACGUGA
Messenger RNA from Dipodomys ordii (Ord's kangaroo rat), 1002 nucleotides. RefSeq names its product matrix-remodeling-associated protein 5-like. The coding region runs from base 1 to 1002 and encodes 333 amino acids. Lineage: Eukaryota; Metazoa; Chordata; Mammalia; Rodentia; Heteromyidae. The record is from RefSeq and is a predicted model, not a curated record. The transcript is spliced from 4 exons.